Molecule: messenger RNA, 542 nt
Organism: Danio aesculapii
Lineage: Eukaryota; Metazoa; Chordata; Actinopteri; Cypriniformes; Danionidae
Product: histone H2B 1/2
Exons: 1
Coding region: 13-387 (124 amino acids)
Cellular component (GO): nucleosome
Molecular function (GO): protein heterodimerization activity; structural constituent of chromatin; DNA binding
Source: RefSeq, a predicted model, not a curated record
UAUUAAGCUGAUAUGCCUGAACCAGCGAAGGCCGCGCCCAAGAAGGGCUCCAAGAAGGCGGUGACUAAAACCGCCGGUAAAGGAGGAAAGAAGCGCAAAAGGACCAGGAAGGAGAGUUACGCUAUCUACGUGUACAAAGUACUGAAGCAGGUCCAUCCUGACACUGGAAUCUCCUCUAAAGCGAUGGGAAUCAUGAACUCGUUCGUCAACGACAUCUUCGAGCGCAUCGCCGGUGAGGCGUCUCGUCUCGCUCACUACAACAAGCGCUCCACCAUCACAUCCAGAGAGAUCCAGACCGCCGUGCGUCUGCUGCUGCCCGGUGAACUGGCCAAACACGCCGUGUCUGAGGGCACAAAGGCCGUCACCAAGUACACCAGCUCAAAGUAAAGCGCAGAGUCAACUUCUGCAAUCCAAAGGCUCUUUUAAGAGCCGCCCAUGUUGUCUUUAAAUGAGCUUGAAUUUCUAUUUUAAUUAUACUUAAAAGCAGUGUUACUUGUUUACUCUAUAAAACACUCAUCAAAGCAUAAUAAAAGAAAAUGGCU